GCUCAGUUACCAUGACACCAGCGGAGCGUCUUGUUGUGUUUCUGAGCAACAGGAGAAGCGAUUUCAUCGGAACAAACACGGCUCUAACACGGCUUAUUCCCAUCACUCUGUUUGCCUGCAUUUCUCUAUAAAGCACUCAUGGAUUCCGCGUCUCCACCUGUUCUGAGAACAGACGCAGAUCUAAAGCUGAAAGUAGAAAACAGAAAGAAGAACGUGUUUGUAACGCAGUUAGAGGAGCACAGAGAGCAGAAGGAUGAGCAUAUAAAGCACAUCCCUGUAAUAACUCAGGGCUCCAGCGGGCUCCUCGAGACGGGUGUGAACACGCUGCAGUCCACACUGGUCCUGAAGAAGCGCGUGGAGGUGGACGAGCUGAACGCACAGCUGAUGGACAAACGGCAGCAGGUUCACGACUGCAUGAAGAUCCUGCGGGAGAGACGAGCUCAGCUACAGCAGAGACAGACGGAGACAAAACACAGGGCAGCAAAAUUUGACAAAUUUGUGGAGGAGAACGAGGUGAAACGUCGCCGUGCGCUGAAGAAAUUCCAGAUGGAGAAACAGCAGAAUGAACUGAAGGAAAAGGAGAAAACUGAACUGUCCACACAACUCCAGGACUUACAGGCAAGGCGAAUGUAUUUAAAAGAGCGAGUGAACAAGUACAAGAUAUUUGAGGAGUUUCUGAUGAAGACUCUUGAUUUACUUCCAGACAACUAUCUAGGGUACAGGACGGACCUGGUGAUGCCGAUCAUCAGACGCUACGAGACGCUGAGCAUCAGCCGACAGGAUCUCCUGCAGCAGUUAAACAGCUUGAUGGACGAGCUGAAGACGAGCCAGAACCAGCUGGAAGCCCUCAAACACCAGCACAACACGUAUAAACUGACGACCAACCAGGAGCUGUCCGAACGACAGAUGCAGCUGGAUCAGAUGAAUGAGAAGAACAAGCAGCUGGAAAUGACGCUUCAGAUGCACAUGGCCCAGUCCAGAGACCAGGUGGAGGAAGCAGGGAACAUCCUGAUAGCCGUGAGAAACCUUGGAGAGCAGUGUUACCUGAGCCACUACGGCCCUCUGGACAGCAUGGACACGGUCACCAUGAUGGACAUGAUAAAGGAGUUUAUUGUGGAGAAAGCAGACCUGGAGAGAAGAGCCACGAGACUCACAGACAACAGCGCUGCCACAGCCAAGAAAAACCUUUCCGGAAGAAUCCAGCCAAAGAGCCGCAGCAGCAGAUCCACUGCCAGGAAGACGCCGCAGUAGAUCCAUGCUGUCGCAACGAGAGCGUGUGUCUGAGUUCAGUACCAGCAUUUGGGUUUAGAUACGAAUGACAUUGCUUAACUUUUUCCCCAUCAUUGAAUUUUCCAGCAAUCAAGUUAUACAGUAGGAGGCGCUAUUAUGCAUCUUCUAGUACAAACUUUCCAGAUCAAAACACAGGCGAAGAAGCAGAAACAAACGAUAGAUGCAUUGCUGAAGCACAUGUAAAAUAACGUGAUCAUCAAACAUUAAGCAGCAUAUAAAUCAAAACUGCCUGACGUUACUCAAUGAAAUGAAGCAUGAAGAGGAAACGACUGUGAAGCUUUGAGGUGUUGAUGGACGUCUCCAUCGGUUUGAUCAUCUCUGAAUACCAUCCAGACAAAGACUUUGACUAAAACUUGAUUUUCUCAGCUUUUUGUUCAAAAUGUUGCUUUUUAUGAAGCUUACUCACAUUCAAGUGUUGAUAAAAAAGGCAUGAAGUUAGAAUAAAACAUGGUUUUGUUUAAAAGCAGAGGCUCUGUUUUUUUAUUGCACGUUCAGAUAUUAAUACAUCAAAAUAUUCUGGGGGUCAUGAAACGUCUGUGAAAAUGAUAAAAAAUGCUGUCAACUUUUUCAAAAAUGUAAGCAGGGAAAGAGUUAACAGAGUCAACGUGAAACAGUUAAAUGUUUCUGAUGGUUCCUGCUGUUUGUGAACUUUGAAACUAAACUUUUGCUGAAUAAAUAAGAGACUGUUAGAGAUGCUGUGCAUUAAACUCAAAAUGUGCAUUAAAGAGAUUAUCAAAUGA
This is a messenger RNA of Megalobrama amblycephala (Wuchang bream), 2030 nucleotides long. It is a transcript of the gene ccdc197, whose product is annotated as coiled-coil domain-containing protein 42 homolog. NCBI's taxonomy places the organism in Eukaryota, Metazoa, Chordata, Actinopteri, Cypriniformes, Xenocyprididae. The transcript is spliced from 9 exons. Bases 139 to 1251 code for a protein of 370 amino acids. The record is from RefSeq and is a predicted model, not a curated record.